Lactuca sativa (garden lettuce) is the source of this 2005-nucleotide messenger RNA. RefSeq names its product ruBisCO large subunit-binding protein subunit alpha. Gene Ontology annotation, biological process: protein refolding. Lineage: Eukaryota; Viridiplantae; Streptophyta; Magnoliopsida; Asterales; Asteraceae. Gene Ontology annotation, molecular function: ATP-dependent protein folding chaperone; ATP binding. The record is from RefSeq and is a predicted model, not a curated record.
GUCGCUAAACCCUGAAACCCUAAUAUAAGCUUCACAGCGACAAUCCUCACUCAACUCCCAUAACUCCCCCUUAUCCACACAACCAAGAGAACUUGCAGCUUCUCACAUGGCGUCUGCUAAUGCGAUAUCUACAGCUUCAAUCCUUUCUUCCCAUAAGAAGGGGAAUUUUCUUGAUGGUAGUAGGAGGAUUAAUCUAUUGCAGACUGCUGUGAAUAUGAGACAAUCGAAUCGCCGGUUUGUGGUUCGAGCUGCGGCUAAAGAUAUUGCGUUUGACCAGAAGUCGAGGGCGGCUAUGCAGGCCGGAAUCGAUAAACUUGCCGACGUCGUUGGCCUUACUCUCGGUCCUAGAGGAAGGAAUGUUGUUUUGGAUGAAUAUGGUUCCCCAAAGGUGGUUAAUGACGGAGUUACAAUCGCCAGAGCUAUUGAGCUUCCUGACGCCAUGGAAAACGCUGGUGCUGCUCUUAUCAGAGAGGUUGCAAGUAGGACCAAUGACUCAGCUGGUGAUGGUACUACAACAGCAUCAGUUCUUGCCCGUGAAAUCAUCAAACUCGGUCUCUUAAGUGUCACUUCAGGUGCUAAUCCAGUGUCAUUAAAGAAAGGUAUUGACAAAACUGUAUUGGGUUUAAUUGAGGAGCUUGAAAAGAGAGCUAGACCUGUAAAAGGUUCUGAAGAUAUCAGAGCCAUUGCUUCAAUCUCUGCUGGAAAUGAUGAUGUUAUCGGAGCCAUGAUUGCUGAUGCCAUUGACAAGGUCGGAGCAGAUGGUGUCUUGUCUAUUGAAUCAUCUUCCUCAUUUGAAACAACCGUUGAUGUUGAAGAAGGAAUGGAGAUUGAUAGAGGAUACAUCUCUCCACAAUUUGUCACCAACCCCGAAAAACUCCUGGUUGAAUUCGAAAACGCUAGGGUUCUAAUCACAGAUCAAAAGAUAUCUUCAAUCAAGGAGAUCAUCCCAUUACUCGAAAAAACCACACAAUUAAGAGCUCCAUUGUUGAUCAUAGCUGAAGAUGUGACAGGUGAAGCUUUAGCCACUCUUGUUGUCAACAAGCUUCGAGGCAUCCUCAAUGUUGCAGCCAUUAAAGCACCUGGUUUUGGUGAAAGAAGAAAAGCUUUACUUCAAGAUAUUGCAAUCAUGACAGGAGCUGAGUAUCAAGCAAGUGACUUGGGGUUACUUGUUGAGAAUGCUUCUGUUGAGCAACUUGGAAUAGCUAGAAAGAUCACAAUCACUAAAGACUCAACCACCAUGAUUGCUGAUGCUGCAUCAAAAGAUGAAAUCCAAUCAAGAAUUGCUCAGAUCAAAAAGGAGUUAUCUGAGACUGAUUCGGUUUAUGAUUCUGAGAAAUUAUCAGAAAGAAUUGCAAAGUUGUCUGGUGGAGUUGCAGUUAUUAAAGUUGGUGCUGCAACUGAAACAGAAUUGGAAGACAGAAAGCUUAGAAUUGAAGAUGCUAAAAAUGCAACAUUUGCUGCCAUUGAAGAAGGUAUUGUUCCUGGAGGUGGUGCUGCAUUUGUGCAUUUAUCCACUUUGGUUCCAGCGAUUAAAGAGACAAUUGAAGAUGCUGAUGAACGAUUGGGUGCUGAUAUCAUUCAAAAGGCAUUGGUGUCACCGGCAUCACUGAUUGCACAGAACGCGGGAGUUGAAGGGGAAGUGGUGGUGGAAAAGGUGAAGGAAAGCGAAUGGGAAAUGGGAUACAAUGCAAUGACAGAUAAGUAUGAGAAUCUGGUGGAAUCAGGAGUUAUUGAUCCUGCAAAGGUUACAAGAUGUGCUUUGCAGAAUGCAGCUUCGGUUGCAGGAAUGGUUUUGACCACACAAGCAAUUGUUGUGGAAAAGCCUAAACCUAAGGCACCCAUGGCUGCUGCACCACAAGGUAUGUCCAUAUGAUGAUGAAUGAUAUUUGUGACCAAAUAGGGUCUCUGGUUUUGUAGCAAUUCGAGAUUUUGGACUUUUCUUAAACGGCCUACAUGUUGUAAUUUUAUUAUUAUUAUUAGCGGAAAUAAAAUGAUUUUUACUCCA